UGACUCGUCAGUGAACUCGGUCGAAGGUACGAGAUUAUCUUAGCGGAUCUCGACGUCGAGACCAAUCUCCCAGCGAUAGGUCGCGCGCUGCUCUCGUCUCCGUCCGUACCUAAUCCGUCCAAUGGAUUCGUUCGGUCGGCCGGAGGCUCGCGGUGCGCCUCCCCCACGGGCCUCUGCCCGGGGAUGCGCGGAGAAAGUCACUCGGUCGUGAAAGUAGCGGCGGCUUUUGCGUCCGGAUCUCCGGAACUCCGCGGUUGCGUAAGUCCCGCGUGGCGCAACAGCGGCUUCCUCUCGUGCCGAAGCCUCUCGUUUACGGGUGCGCGUAACACUCGUUGUGACAAGAUAACGGAGCGCGUGAUCUCGCUCCUUCCUGGCCUCGACUCAGCGAAGCAUCGUCGUCGGGCAAUGGCAAGCCUCAUCAAUACCACGACGACUUUAAUAAACGAUGCCUACGACUAUUAUCUCUGGACGCUGUCAUUGGCAGAUGAGAGAACGCGAGGAUGGCUUUUUGUGGAUUCGCCAAAGCCAACGCUUCUGUACACGUUGCUGUACCUCUUCAUUGUGUGGUCCGGGCCCAAAAUCAUGAAGCAGCGAAAGGCAUUCAAGCUUACGUGGGCCCUGGUACCUUACAACCUCGCCAUGGCUCUACUCAAUGCUUACAUUGCCAUUGAAUUGUUCGUAGCAUCUACCAAGUUACGUUACAGCUACGUAUGCCAGCCGAUAAGGCACAUAUCAAGGCCGGAAGAGUUACAGAUUGCAAACGCUGUUUGGUGGUACUACUUCAGUAAACUUCUUGAGUUUUGCGACACAUUCUUCUUUAUUUUACGUAAGAAGGAUAACCAGCUGAGUUUCCUUCAUGUUUACCAUCACUCCACGAUGUUCUCACUUUGGUGGAUUGGUAUUAAGUGGGUCCCGAGUGGUUCCACAUUCUUACCUGCGAUGGUAAACAGCUUCAUCCACGUGCUCAUGUACUCGUACUAUGGGUUGGCAGCGCUGGGACCAUCGGUAACCAAAUACCUUUGGUGGAAAAAAUACUUAACCAUCCUCCAGCUAAUUCAAUUUACGACCGCUUUAAUUCUUGGCAUCAAUGGUAUUAAGUCAGGAUGCGACUUUCCACUUUGGAUGCAGUACGCCCUUGUUAUUUACAUGAUUUCCUUCAUCGUCCUUUUUGGAAAUUUCUAUGCGAAAGCUUAUAUUGCUAAGGGCAAACAAGCGUACGCCGCGAAGCUGGAGAGACGACGACUGGCCGAGACGAAAACUGCCGGGAAGGAGGUGAACGGGAACGUCGCUCUGAUUAACGGUCUCGGUAACGCCCACACAAACGGCGUUUCCAAGAAGCUCCAGUGAGCGGACGUCACCGCUAUGAGAGCCUCUCCCCCAUGCCCCCGAACCGGAGAACUCGUGAGAAGAAGAAACUCGGAGCGCGCGAGCGUGCACGAUAAAUCGAUGAUUUAGCGAGCUCCGUGAAUUCCAUAUUUGUAUAAACAAUCUAAUCUAUCACACUGCCGUCAAUGGAAAAGUGCAAACCCUAGGUCGACACGAGCCGAUUCGGUAUGCACGCGCUGGAUAGCUUAAGCACGGCUACGGUGACGACUUUUCGUUUUACACGUUUAGGCCGAGUGAGCGAAGAAGAAACAUUUUAUCGGCAUUAACAGUGACGACCCAAAUUUGUUAUCCAAUCGUAGAAACGCGUUAUUCUCAUUCAAUCGAAGAUUUGUACUUUAAGCGUUAUAUAUUUUUGGCAGGGGACGAUAAAUGCUUAUAAGCGAGGCUUAUUUAUAAAUUAUUGCAU
This is a messenger RNA of Ceratosolen solmsi marchali, 1792 nucleotides long. RefSeq names its product elongation of very long chain fatty acids protein 4. Gene Ontology annotation, biological process: sphingolipid biosynthetic process; fatty acid elongation, saturated fatty acid; fatty acid elongation, monounsaturated fatty acid. Gene Ontology annotation, molecular function: fatty acid elongase activity. Gene Ontology annotation, cellular component: endoplasmic reticulum membrane. The transcript is spliced from 7 exons. NCBI's taxonomy places the organism in Eukaryota, Metazoa, Arthropoda, Insecta, Hymenoptera, Agaonidae. The record is from RefSeq and is a predicted model, not a curated record. Bases 184 to 1347 code for a protein of 387 amino acids.